Messenger RNA from Aphidius gifuensis, 1575 nucleotides. RefSeq lists its product as uncharacterized. The transcript is spliced from 4 exons. The record is from RefSeq and is a predicted model, not a curated record. NCBI's taxonomy places the organism in Eukaryota, Metazoa, Arthropoda, Insecta, Hymenoptera, Braconidae. Bases 481 to 1170 code for a protein of 229 amino acids.
UCAAGUAAAAAAAAAAAAAUGUGGGUCAUACUUGUUAUAGAAUCGAAAAAAAGAAGAGAAAAAACAAAAAUGUCAUCAAAAAAUAAAAAAUAAUAAAAAAAUCAAUAAUUCAAUUAUUUUAUUUAUUAGCCUGUCGUCAUCAGUAAUGAAAGAAAAAAAAAUAUAUAUAAUUGUUUGUAAACAAACAGAGUAAUAACAUCAGCAAAUAUAAUUUGAUGAAACACAGGUGGGGUGUUCAAAUGAAGGAGUGUGAAAUUGUACGGUUUCACUUGUGCCAAGUGAGUUGCUUGAUGUCAGAGUACCUGUAGACAUCAACGUGAUCAGGAGAGAAAGGAAUUUGUUAAUUUAAAAAUACAUAUUCACAUUGCUAUAGUUUUUUGUUUAUUUAAUUUUUAUAUUACAAUCAAAAUUGUAAUGUGACAUAAAAUGUUUAUCCUACGUUAAGUUGUCUUUUUUUUUUUUUUGAAGAGUGAAAUUAAAAUGCCAGGUGCAUCGUCGAUUUAUUGGAAUUCUGUUGGUUCACAUAGAUCAUCAGAAAGUUCAGGUGACACUGGUAGUGGACGACAGUAUGUUGAUCCUUGGGAUUUGGAAAAUUAUGCUUAUUUAAGAAGACACAGUGUUGCAACAGCUCCACAAUAUCAAACGAAAAAAAAACAUAGUAAAAUUUCACAUCGGAGGAGUGAAAUAGAACCAGAAUAUUGGUAUGCGCCGAGCCAUAGGGAACCUGGUUAUCAUGCUCCAGCAUCAGUUGAUGAAAUUUAUUUUGGCUCAUCAAAAAGUGUCAAUCCAAAUUCUCAUUAUCAACCAAUUUCAGAAAUUCGUAAUUCACAAUAUACACCGCUAUAUCAACCACUUUCCGACCUCGAUUAUCAAAGAUUCGAGGAUUUACGGAUAAAGGAGGUACCAAAACGUCGUAAAGUAUCACGAGCAAAAGUCACUGCAAGUGACCUUGUUAAAAAACGUGAGAUUAUUUAUCACAACACGUCGAGCAACAAUCGACGUGACUUUGUCGAUAAAAAUGUUACAUUAAAAAAAAAAAUACUUAAAAAUGAGGAUGAUUGUUAUGUUGAAGUUGUACCAGUAUCAAAAUUUGGUCUUACAAAAUAUGGUCAUUUAAAAAUUGAUUAUACAAACAGUUGGAAUUCAUUGAAUCGAAAAAUAUCAAAAUAAUAUUUUUUUUACUAAAUAAAAAUUACAUAAAUUUGUAAAUAAAUUUUUUAUAAACUCUAAUUAAAAAGAUGAAUAAAUGAAAAAAAAAAAAAAUAUUAUAUAUUCAAGUCAUUUAUUAAUUUUUUCUUUUGUUUCAAGAAAGCUUUUCAUGAUGAUGAUUCUCAGCUCUAGCAAACUGAAUAAAAGUUAAUUUAAUUUGUUAAUUUUUUUAUGUACUAAUUUUUUGGAGUUAGGGGAGGAAGGGGCUUCGCCUUAAAUAAAAACAGAAAAGACAAUAAAUAAUCCUAAAAUAAAAUAUAAAUAAUUAACAAAAUUUCAUCAGUCAACUAUUGAAUAAUCAUAAUGAAAAAAUGAAAAAUAUCACGAAAGUGAAAAUAAUAAAAAAUCAUGCCAAGAAAAAAAAAA